Somion occarium is the source of this 1922-nucleotide messenger RNA. Lineage: Eukaryota; Fungi; Basidiomycota; Agaricomycetes; Polyporales; Cerrenaceae. The record is from the annotation of a GenBank genome assembly.
AAGUCCAUGUCUGCCCUCCCCCCAGUCGUGUGGAAUAAUCACUAAACUCAUAUCUGGUUCGUUCAGGCAACUCUUGUUCCUUGGGCUUGUGACAGCGGCCCACUUUGACAUUUUUUCUGGUCCUUGAUCUGGUCAACGUCUUAAACCCUGAAGAAAACCCUAGUCAUUCCUUUCUCCAUCACCUUCCUUUCUAUCUAUCUGCUACGACCCACCAUAUACCGCACAUCUUAGACGAAUUAUCCGACGCUCGUUACGACACAUGUUCACUCCUCCGCCUUCUCCUGAGCCCUCCCGCGUUCUUCUUCACGAACCUGAAUUUUCGUCUGCCAGCGAAGCCGAAGAAGAGUCCUCCUCAGGAACAUUCUUGACCGCAGACAGGCGUUCAAUUCGUCCAAGUAGUUCUUCAGUGCCGCUUGCUUCUUACUCGGAACAACCCUCCAAAGUCGAACAAUUCUCACGGGCAGAAGCCAAGCAGCGUACAGCUCGCCGCACUAAAUGGACUAUCCUCCUCGUUCCUGCUAUCCUGAUCUUCAUAACGGCCUCGACACGAUACCUUUCUCAUCCAGCAGCUCUCGAUAAACUGUCUACUGAUCAUCAUGAUGCGAGCUGGCACGACUGGUCAUCAUCCCUGAAGGAUUGGUCAUUGCACAAACGACAUCCGAGUCCUGAUCCCGACCCCCAGCAGGACCAGAGCUCUUCCCCAGCAAUUUCUUUCCCUUCACCGACGGCCAGUACGAGUGUCGUUACUUCCGCAACGCCGAGCGGUACGGACAGAGUUUUGCCUACGAUCCCGUCAUCUCCGCCUGUACUACCCACUCCAUUUCCCCGCCCGCUAACGGCGGUGAAUCAAAACUUUACGACGCUCGGAUGCCAGAAUUUCUUCAAUAAUAUGACUUCUUCCGAAGCGUUCCUGGAUUGCAGACCGUUCUCAUUGCUGGUGAAAAGCUCGGCGGAAUUUAUUGACCAGGCGCAAAACAACCUUACCGCACUUAACACCAUCAUCUGGGGUACCUGUAACACCGACGCUAGCUCCGACCAAUGCACCGCCAAUACGGGCUGGUUCGCUGAUACGCUCAAGUCGCAAUGUUCGCAGGAUUUGAUCAAUAUGAACACCUUAGUUGUCGAAACACUAACCGAACUGCAAGCCUAUUCGCUUAUGCGUACCGCUGCAUGUCUCCCGGACCCAAGCACCAACACGUACUGCUACGUCGAAGCAGCCCACAACACCAACCCGGCCGAUCUCUACUUUUACCAACUACCCUUCGGAAUCAAGGUCCCCGCGACAUCCAAGCCAAGUUGCUCGUCUUGCACGAAAAGCGUGAUGGCUCUAUACGCCCAAUCGCUGAACGUCUCUGCACUCGCCAAGACGUAUGAUUCUGCUGCGGCAGUUGCGAAUGGGGCUUGUGGGACUGGGUACGUGCAGACGACAACCGCUAUUGGCGCAGCUGAGGGACGUGGUGUACCUAUGGAGAUGUUGUAUGCUGCGGUGUUGGGGUUAGUAUCAUAUGGGGCGAUGUGGUAGUACUGGUGGCGUUGAUAUGUUGGGGUGGGUGGCGCCUGGUUCCUGGUGCCAUAAGUAGCGUCUUGUUAGGAUUUAAUUUGGUAGGGUUGAUGUUGCAUAUCGGGAAUGGGCUUACGGAUCUUCUUAAUGGUCUUUUGGGUUUAGGGGAGAGGUUUGUACAUGUCAAGCGGUGCCUAUUUAUUGCCAAUUUGUCUUGGACUUGUGUGUGUUUUUUGGCGUUACAGUAUUUUCAAGGGUUUCUGUCUUCGUUUCAUGGUCGUAACACAUACCUUGGGCUUCAGUUUUACUAUCCAUGCAUUCUAUUGUUCUCUUGGUUGUUUAGCUAUUUGUAUAUACUCUUCCUUAGAGUGUAAUUGUUGUAGGAUAUGAUCCCAAAUGAUCAGUACAGUGGUGCAUUGUU